AUGUUACAGCAGCAUUUGACACAGCGAGGUUCUACCACCCGAGGCCGCUGGUGUGCGGAGACCCCGGGGGAAGCGACCUUCACCGUGUCUGACCAGGAAGCGAAACCUUCAACCGAGGACUGGGGGGAUAAGAGGGAAGGAGAAUAUAUUAAACUCAAAGUCAUGGGACAGGAUAGCAGUGAGAUUCACUUUAAAGUGAAAAUGACGACACAUCUCAAGAAACUCAAAGAAUCGUACUGUCAAAGACAGGGAGUUCCCAUGAAUUCACUCAGGUUUCUCUUUGAAGGUCAGAGAAUUGUUGAUAAUCACACUCCGAAAGAACUGGGAAUGGAGGAAGAAGAUGUGAUUGAAGUUUAUCAGGAACAAACAGGGGGUCAUUCAACGGUUUAGAUAUUCUUUUUUUUUUUUUUUCCUUUCCCCUUAAUCAUUUUUUAUUUGUAAAAAUAGUUCUUUUGUAAUGUGAUGUUCAAAACAGAAUCGAAAACUGGCACCCCAUCUCUUUAAAGCAUCUGGUAAUUUGAAUUCUAGUGCCCAUUAUUCAUUAUUGUUUCUUUUCAUUGUGCUGAUUUGGUGAUCAAACCUCAGCCCCGUU
Messenger RNA from Dama dama (fallow deer), 592 nucleotides. RefSeq names its product small ubiquitin-related modifier 1-like. The transcript has 2 exons. Gene Ontology annotation, biological process: protein sumoylation. Lineage: Eukaryota; Metazoa; Chordata; Mammalia; Artiodactyla; Cervidae. Gene Ontology annotation, molecular function: protein tag activity; ubiquitin-like protein ligase binding. The record is from RefSeq and is a predicted model, not a curated record. Bases 1 to 390 code for a protein of 129 amino acids. Gene Ontology annotation, cellular component: nucleus; PML body.